AACCCAAGCUAACUCCUUAAAUAUUUGCAUUUUCUUCCUGCUUCAAUUCGAUCCCUUAUCUUAUUCACAAACCCCAAGUCUUAAACUCCUCAAAUUCUUCUCUUUCAGUCACACGCCACCUUCAAUUAAUCUCAGAAAGUUUAAUGUCAGAGGCAAAAAUGGGAAGAGGGAAGAUAGAGAUAAAGAGAAUUGAAAAUACAACGAGUAGACAAGUUACUUUCUCUAAGAGAAGAAAUGGAAUAAUCAAGAAAGCUCAAGAACUUAGUGUGUUGUGUGAUGCCAAAGUUUCCAUUAUUAUCAUCUCUAACUCAAGCACUAAGAGAGUCUAUGACUACACCACUCCUGGAGUUUCGCUCAAGGAGAUGUAUGAUGAGUACCAGCGGGCUGAGGGUAUUGAUGUGUGGCAUAAGCAAAAUCAGCAAAUGCAAGAGGAGGAGAGAAAACUAAUAGAGGUUAACAGUAUGCUGAGAAGAGAUAUUAGUCAAAGGAUUGGGGGAAAUCACGAAGAGCUCGAUUUGACAGAGUUGUACAAUCUUGAAUGUGAGAUGGAACAAGCCUUGGUCGAGAUUCGUAAUCGAAAGGAACAUGUCAUAACAAAACGGACUCAUAAUUUGCAAAAGAAGGUUAGGGGCCUGGAGCAAAUGAAAAGACAUCUCAUGCUAGAACUUGAAACAAGAUUCAGGGCACAAGAAUUUGGUUUAGCAGACAGUAAUGAUAAUGGAGGUGAAUACGAAGAUGCAGCUGCAUAUGCAAACACAGGAGUAGCAGCCGACUUUUUGUCAAUGAGCAACCAUCAUCCAUUUCAGUAUAAUCUUCAGCAGCAUGGAGAUAGCUUAGGCUAUCGUAAUCUCCAUGAUUUGCGCCUUGCUUGAGUGUAGGCCUUACCUUUAUGUUAUGCUCUGAUAUUAAAACUAUCUGUGUCGUAUAUCAAACCAAUUAUGAUGUAUCUUGCUGUUCCAAACAUGUUUAAAAUUGUACUGAUACAGUAUGAAAUGUCGUAGCUUGUGGAACCAAAUAAAUUUGAUUUGAACUGAUGUAAUAUGUAUGAAAUCGCGUAGCCUUUUGUAUGGUUUUAAGUUAUAACUUAUAAGUUGCACAAUGUUAGAGCAUAUAAUAUAUCUUGGGGUCUCGACUAUCAGCUUAACCUUAUAUGGUAUUAGAAGCCAGUGUGACAAGAGGUCUCGAGUUUGAUUCUCAAACAUCUCUCAUUUAAAGUGGAAUAUUUAGCGCUAG
Amaranthus tricolor (Joseph's coat) is the source of this 1233-nucleotide messenger RNA. RefSeq names its product MADS-box protein CMB2-like. NCBI's taxonomy places the organism in Eukaryota, Viridiplantae, Streptophyta, Magnoliopsida, Caryophyllales, Amaranthaceae. Gene Ontology annotation, cellular component: nucleus. The transcript is spliced from 7 exons. Gene Ontology annotation, biological process: regulation of transcription by RNA polymerase II. The coding region runs from base 144 to 872 and encodes 242 amino acids. The record is from RefSeq and is a predicted model, not a curated record. Gene Ontology annotation, molecular function: DNA-binding transcription factor activity, RNA polymerase II-specific; protein dimerization activity; RNA polymerase II cis-regulatory region sequence-specific DNA binding.